AUGAAUGGUAUUUUUGGACGUUUGCCACCCUGUACAAUGAACGGGUACAACUACAGUCGUCCACAGAGCAUGGAUUUUUACGACCCGACCGAAGCUGUGAUGUAUGGUAAGAGUGCAGUGAUAAACAAUGUCCUCUGAUUUGGUUGCGUGCCUUGAUGUCAUAAAUUUGGUCUCAAUCCUGAUAAUCUUUCCUAUUGUGCUAAGUGGCUUUAAGGCUAACCGUUCUCGACUGACUCCCGUAAAGGAUUGUUUAGUCUCUGAUGAAAAUGAACAGCCAUAGAAAGACAACUAAAACAGAAGUUCUUUGUCCUUAGAUUUAUCAAGUAGAAUUUCAAAGAUUUCCACUGAAAAAUAUAACUUCACCUCCGAGACCUUAAAGCAUAAGAUAUGUACAUCUGAACUUGACAUUUUGAAAAUUUCCCAACAAAUUAUAAUCACUGUUAUCGUCUUACAAAACUCACAUUUUACAACAUGGAAAUCUCUACUGAGAAAUCAGUGCUCAGCUACACUAUCUUUCUGUCUUAAAGAUCACGUUUUGCCACUUUUAUAACGUGACCGCGUAGGAUUUCAUACCUUAUUAGCGUGUUUAUAGAUUUUUUUUUAACAUAAUUUCCUAGUCUUUUCCUGUUUAUGACUUUAAUCCAAUGGUUUUUUCAAAUCCCUGGGAUAAUAACAUAAAUGCAAGCAGAGCUGUUCCAGUUUCGAAAUAAGUCAGUAUCACGAUUGGUUGAGAUUCUUAAACAUCAGGUCACAAAGGAAAAUGAAGGUUCCUCUUUUAAUGAUGUAGUAAACGGAAUCUUUGCAUUGUCAACUGAAUUUACACUUGAGUUUUUCCAGAAUGGAGUAAAAAAAAAAAAGUAGUGUUUUUCUUGCACAUAAUUGCACUAGUUAGUGUUCAUUUGUAUUAUUUCUGUUCACGUCGUUUAUAUCGUUACCUCUUCAAAGUUUGCUCAAUGAGUUCCCCACUCGUCGAGUAACACAUGAGGGUAUAGCUGUAAGUUUGACAAUUUUUUUUAUGCAUCAGCAUUAUAAUCCAUUCAAAUGCGGGAGUCUGUCAGAAAAACCCUGGAUAAUCCCUUAUUGGACAGCCACCUUAAGAGCUGGUUUGCUAUUUUCCUAAUUGAUAUAGAGAUUAAGGCUGACAAAAAGCGGUAUAUACAACCCAAUCACAUAACCAAGCCCACCACUCGUACGUGUUUUGCUUGGUAUAAGAAGACAGAUAUAAAUUAAUGCUUUGGGACUAAACUAAACUUGAAGUCGGUUAGCUUGCAAUAUGGAGUUUGCUUGGCCAGGUUUAAUGCCGUGUCUUGGCUGUCCCCAAUGUAUAACGUCAAGGUUUUUUGAAGGUAUUAACUUUCUUAUGUUUUGUGAUCGAAAAAGUUUGUCUUGGGAUUUGAGAUGUUUGGCAAACGGUGGAAAUGUCUACUUGAAAAUUUAGGAAGAGUCACUUACAAAGACCCAAAGAGGAUCGUAUUAUCCAUUUUAUAAGUUUGAGAGCAGCGAGUUGAAUGUAAGCAGCUACAGCUGUAGCACUCGAGUACUUGAGCUUGCUUCUCGAAGAUUCUUGUUGAGGAUAAGUAUUACGAAAUAUGAAUUAUGAUGGGCACAACUGGAUUCUAAAAUGACGGAAAGGAAUGAAAGUCCUAGAUGUAGGAGGGUCGGGUCUGACUUACCUGAUUGUUGGACUCCAUAAAUAUAUUUCAAAAUGGAACUGGACAAGAAUAAUUGGAAACUUAUUCCUUGAGAACCCGUUUAAAUGUGGUUGAUCCAUCCACUGAAACCUGCGUAGAGCUGAAAUUCCAAGACAAUUGUAAAAUUAUUGCUUCUUUUUGAAAUCGAACGCAAGACAGACUAACACAAUCCCAUCAGUUCUUUACAAAGUAUAUUUUUCUUCAUGUAACCGUUUUUUAUAAUUUUUUUUAAUUAAAUAGUUGUCCUCUUUUGUUCUAGGACCUCCACGAAAACAACGUCGUGAGCGUACGACUUACACCAAAGCUCAGCUUGAAAUUCUGGACGAGCUAUUUGCUAAAACAAAAUAUCCGGACAUCUUUAUGAGGGAGGAAGUUGCUAUGAAAAUUAAUCUUCCGGAAAGCAGAGUACAGGUGAGAGCAAAGAUCCGUCUUGAGACAAAAGGAUUAUUUUUUUGUGUAUUCUCGUAACUGGGAGAACCAGGCCCCUGUUGUGGGAUAUGUCCUACUUGGAAAAAAAUGUGUUGCUUCCAAGACAGUUGACAGAUUUCAUGCUUUUCUUGAAUCUUCCUAAUUCUUUUGUUGUUUAGAUUUUAUUGGCCAGAGCAAGUUUUAAGUCACACCACUUUCACAGAAUCAUUCAUGCGUCUUCCCCGCAUCAAAUAAUUUGACAUAUUGCCAUUAGAAUCACCGGUGUGCUUCACUGAUAUCUGCGUUACUUAAAACGACGAAGUAGUGAGCUUUUAAUUCUCUGCUAAUGUAUAUUGUAAUCAACUAAGGACUGUCGCCGCCUAGCCAUUUUAAUCGUCGCUCUCAAAUAUUUCGAGCUAUUUUUGGUCAUGUCUUACAUUGCGUGGCCUACGGAGACAAUUAGCAUUUUAUAAGGAUGAUAGAUAUGCCCAAAAUCUUCUUGACUUUGUUUUUUAGGGGCGUUACUUGGGUGAUAGCGGAUUAUAAGUACUUAAUUACCCACAAAUUACUCUGUUUAUCAACGUUACUGAAUUUAACUCUUUUGUUUACAAAGAGUUGUUAUCUUAAAGCAGAACGCCCGCGUCGGGAACAGAUAGGGCCAACUUUGAACACGUGUUGAAAAAUGGCACGAAACAUGUUUUUAGUGAAAACCGGCGAAAAAAUUAUGGAAGAAAGCAAAAUGAAGCAAACUGAUUAAACAGAAGUAAUUCAAGUCUUUAGUUUGAUGCUUUUUCUUAAAUAUUGCGAUACAAAUAGAGUAAUUCGUGAUUUUCGUUAGCGUGAGUUGAGACACGGAGUUUUGGAAGCUCUGUUUGAAUUGGUGGCCUUUCAAGUGUUUGGUAUCACUUAUCACACCUUGGACUCACGCGACGUUUACUCCCUGCUUUUUGUCCGAACGCUACAUGCUUUUAUUUUUUUUUAAUUUUAUCUUGCUUUUAGCCUUAGCCUGGUAGAAUACAUGAAAUCUUACUACAGUUUAAAUUUGAUGUACCUAUUUGAACCUUUUUAUCUUAAAAUAUCAUAAAACUUUUUCGACUUUAAUUUUUUUUUUUCAAAUAAUGUGGCAUUUCAACCAUUUACGUUUAGUGUUAAAUCAUUCUAUUUAGUACAAAUUAUUUAUAUUUUUUGGCCCAACUCAAUGUAAUGGCAAAUUCAUUUAGCUCAGCAACCAAGUAAAUCCAAAUCUUGUCGCCUCGCUUUCCAUAUUUUAUGAAUGACUCGAAAACUGUUUAAAAUUAUUUUCCUCUAACAUUUUGAUCGCUAAUCCUAUCCUUAUCUUUUCUAGGUAUGGUUUAAAAACAGAAGGGCUAAGUUUCGACAGCAAAACAAGCAACAACAAGGCGCCCCAAGCAAGCCUAAACCAACAGCAGCUAAGCCAAGAAAGAGCCCCCCACGCCACCUGCUUCACAGCAUGUCCAAGAUCCAUCGCCAAAGCCAUCCCCCAUAG
Pocillopora meandrina is the source of this 3606-nucleotide messenger RNA. The record is from the annotation of a GenBank genome assembly. Lineage: Eukaryota; Metazoa; Cnidaria; Anthozoa; Scleractinia; Pocilloporidae.